Molecule: messenger RNA, 4557 nt
Organism: Phytophthora nicotianae INRA-310
Lineage: Eukaryota; Oomycota; Peronosporomycetes; Peronosporales; Peronosporaceae
Exons: 7
Coding region: 1940-4438 (832 amino acids)
Biological process (GO): retrograde transport, endosome to Golgi; endocytic recycling
Cellular component (GO): EARP complex
Molecular function (GO): SNARE binding
Source: RefSeq, a predicted model, not a curated record
GGAUCGUCUGCCGGCAGAGAAACACGCAGCAGUGACGGGAGGGCGCACAACAUCUCCUUGAGCUUGAGAAGGAUCUGGAUCACGAACUUGCGGUGCAGGAGCUUGCCGCGCUUAAAGCGGUCCAUCAGAGCCACAAUAAAAUCGGGUUUGGUCUUUGACACGUCCUCUGGAAGGCAUGGGCCAUCAUACGACGGAUCUACGACCAGCGAGUUGACGUCGAUGGUCUCCGAGAGCGGCAAGUUGCGCUCUGAUUGGAUGGCAGCCGCAAACGCCGCCUCUUUGAUGAUUUUCUCGCAGAGCUUGAGCUUGGUGCGUGCAUCACGGUCCUGAGGCUUCAUGCGCACCACGAGACGGAAAUCUUUGACUGCCUUCUUGUGGUGGCCAAGCGCAAGUUGCGCCGAGCCGCGGCGGUAGUACGCUGUGCGCAGUUACAACAGCGUUAGCUUCCGUAAUUACAGCCAAUCGCAUCGCAACAUCUCCAAACCUUUGAUGUAGCUGGGCUCUAGCUCAAUAGCGGCCGACGAGUCGUCGAUAGCCAAGCCAUAGCUCUCGCUCUUGACGUGUGCGGCUGCACGGUUGGCGUAAAAGAUCGCGGUGGGCACCAGCUCGAUAGCCUUCGUGUACAGCUCCACAGCCUGCGCGAACUUAAAGUUUGCUAGUGCCUCGUUGCCCUGCACCUUAAGCGCGUCAGCACGCGCGCGCGUCUCGUCGGACACGGCGUGGGGUGCGCCCUCCGUCACGCUGAUGGUGGCCAUCGCUUCCUUGGCUUGAGUGCUCUCAGAAAUGGCCCUAGGGACAAAAAUUCCUCUCAUUCGUCAUUUCUCCUAUCAUAUGUCAUGAUAUCAGACGUGGAUCGCGACUCAAAAUUUAUUGGAAAAUCCGGCGAUGGAGGCACCGCUACCCGUGACGGUGUCGGCCGUGGUGCCGUCUCCGGCUAAGCCCAAGCGCUCGCUGGACCUGCGCGACAUGAUGGACGAACUACCGAUGCUGGCGACGCUGAAGGACCAGAAGUGGAUGGCCAGACUGCCGCGUAAUAUGUUUCCCAAGCCCAAGAAGAGUCCACGCGACAGCGACAGCUCCGAUACAGACACAACGCUCCUCUCACCAGGGUUUUUGCCGACUCCACGGGUAUAUUACAAUCGCUACUUUUUUUUACUAUGUAGUAUGUUGAUUAGACUGAUAAUUAAUGUGUGUAGACGGCCAGAGCCAUGUCGGUGUUAGUGCCUCAGCCGAAUGAGGAGGUGUUAGAAGCACUGGAUGCGCGAUAUUUUACGGAGAGCUUCGACCCAGUCGCACACAUGCUAGUACGCUGUUAAUAUUUCUUGUUGAAUUGGUGUGAAUAGGACGCUAAAAAAAAAUGGAUGGAGUGAAUAGGAGAAUCUUCCCGAGAUCAAGGACGAGUUGAACGUGUUCAUGCGCACGGAGAUCAGCGCGGUGGACGUGGCCAAAGACGUUAUUUUGACCAAAUUGCAGGACGACGUACGCGCGAAUUACAAUGCGUUGAUUCAGGGCAUGAAGGUGGUACAGGACGUGGACCUUGACUUGGUUCGUGCGCAAAUCCACGUCAAGAACGGACGCCGCCUGCUUGCAACCGCUAAACACGACCUCAUUAUGAGGUACGAUGUUGCAGAGUAUUUUGCUGGUGUGGACAGUACCAGGAUACUAAAAUUCUGUGCGCAUUGAUUGAUGUGAAGUUCCCUGGAAAUUGUGAAAACGAAACGAAACCGGGAUCGUGUUAGCGAGAUUGUCAAUUUGGGCUCACAAAUUGUGCACUUCUUCGAAGAAGAAGAGAAGAUGAAUCGUGCUCUUCAAGCGCACCACUUCAUUACUGCUGUAAGUGCAUUUUAUACCUGAUCCUUAAGUAAGUGCUGCUCUGAAUUGACUUGGAUGGCAGGUGGACAUAUGCGUUGGAUUAAGGAAGGGACUGGCACGGGAAGAGAUGCAUGGGCUUAAUAUCUUAGAUGAAAUCCGACUUCGGAUGCAAGACUUCAUUCCAAAACUACGGGAACAGUUCGAUCAGUCUUUGCGAAAAGUUGCGGGACAGUUCGACCCUCUUGAGUACAAGGAGCUACUGCAGGCCUACAUUACACUUGCAGACCACUCUGAAAACCUCGGUUUCGAGUUCUCAUCAUACACGUUGAACGACGUGCUAUCCAAAAUCCCGGAGAUCAUCGUACGCUCGCUCGACGACAUGACCAGUGAAUUUAUGCGCCAGGUAUUUGAGGCCGUAUCGCCAAAGAAGCUCAAGCUAGCAAAGAAAAAUACCUUAGUAGAAGACAACAACGGAAACAAGAGCGGAGAACCAGUGGAUGCAGCACUAACGCCGGCUUCCCAAACAGUUGAGAACGUCAAGCGAGGCUAUGAACACCUCACCGACUUGAUGCACACGUAUUAUCUAUUGGUUCAAUGGCAUCGUGAUCCGUUCAACCCGCUCAACGACGACAUCGCGUACCUUCACCGUUGCGGAAUUGACGACGAUGACGACGACGAUGACGAUGACAGCGAAGAAGAAGAUGCUCAUGAUGAGAAGGGGUAUCACCAUUCUCACUCCUCAAGGCACGGACAUGGAAGUGGCAGGUUGAAGGGGCUAGAGUCUCCAUCGCAGCGCUCGAGAAAUGGCUCACUAGGACAUUCUGGGUCGCAAAAGUCUUUAUAUGAUCAAGUUCUUUGUGAUACGGGGAUGACCUUGCUGAGGUAUCGCAAAAUUGUGUGGGAAAAUAUUCAGCAUAACGUGGUGGAGAUGAUUGAGAAGCUGGACACGACUUAUGGUUACAAGAUGGAGCACAUUAUUGCGCUUUCACUUGCGACCACGACGUUUACUGAAAUUGGAGAGGAGUUUACAGGUGCUCCUUCGUCAAAGAUUCGAUCAGUUCUUCGGGUCAAGUGUGAGCAGUAUCUGCACGCCUUUCAUGACGAUAACAUCGAGUUGGCUCGAAUGCUUCUGGACACAGAAAACUGGCUUCGCGUCACUGCUUCGACCACUGACGGCGACGAUAAUGCGGGUCUACUUCGGCUCAUCGAGAAGCGAAGUGGAUACUACUUUGAGCGGAAAGUUCGUGGGGAUCUUGCAGUCAACCCUAUUUAUUCAAGACGCGUGUUUCCUUCUUUCCACAGCGAAGGAAAUCCGUUUAGCGCGGCGAAUUCGAUGGAGUGGCUGUCGAUGAAGCAAGGCAUCCGCUUCCACCAUGAAACGAUUGGCGUAAGUAAUGGGGACAAAAUGUCUCCACAACUUGAUGAUAAGCUAGAGCUCCCGGUCAUGGAUCCGAACGAGUCCGAAUUUGUGUUGACCUCUUCGAGCCUCGCAGGCUUUGUCCGACUCUGCGGUGUUUACCUGAAAAUGAUGGAACACCUCCCUCAUAUUGCCUGGGACGUUUUCCGCUCGCUGAUUAAUCUGUUCGAGUUUAACUUGUACGCCGUCUUCACCAACUUUAUCCCUGCAGACGACAUUACACAGUUAUUCCGGGGUAAAGGUGGAGGAUUAAUCAAAAAUGAUGCUACGCGGUGGAAUGGACUGCGCUCUGGGAUUUGUCGUAUUGCAGAUGAAAUCAAUGCUGGCGAAGUUCUGCUGCAGUCGUCUGCUCUCAUUUACCCUGUUGCGAGCUCUGAUAAAGGACGAUUGGACCAGCAGAACUCGCCGAUGUCGAGGAAAGUUACUCUGCGCAAGGUGACUAGAACUCCAACCGCCAUGGACGACGCUGAUGAAGGCAGUUUGUAUGCCUUGACCGAGCGAUCAAUUGCUUGCGAAGCGAUAGUCGGUCAGUCCAGACUGCUGAACGCAAUUGAAGACCUCGCCCGAUCCUAUCUUCCGGACCGAUAUCUCUGUCUCAUGGAUGAAGUAUACGAGCGAAAUCGCACGAUGGCACGAGAGCUCCGUAGCUUCAUGUACAGUACGAUUGCAACGAAGCUUGUGGACGUCCAUGGUCUUAUGGAUUCCGUUGCAGCAGUGCCGUGGGAUAUCCCAUACAUCAGUGAUCAGCACAACGAGUACAUCGUGCACUUGGUGCAGAAGUGUGGAGAAGCGUGGGGAGGAUUACAGAUUCUAGCUGACGGAUCUAUCCCGAUGGACGCCCGGGAAGAUAUUUGGGCGGAAAUGGUGCAAAUUAUCAUGGAUACACUGUUGCAGGCGUUCUCUACGGUGCCCAAACCUACUCCACAAGGCCGCGCUCUGAUGUUGCUUGACUUACAUGCACUCCAGAAUGGACUUGACCUGAUCAACCACAUUAGCUCUCGAACGGUACCUCGUGGACGGGAGUACGUUGGUAAUUACAUCAAAGCGUUCUACUACGACGAAAACGAGCUUCUCGAAUGGGUCCAAGCUAACAAGACGUUGUACUCGAAGGUUCAAUUCGCGAAUCUACUCAAGAACGGCAUUGGAUCGACACUUGAGAUCAAGAAACUGCGCGAGAUCGUGUUGAAAAUCGAUGCGAUGAUCAGUUGAUGCAAUGGACAUUAUUUCUUAUGAAUAUUUGUACAGUUAAAAAUUGAUGUGGCAGCUUCUAUCGCCACCGUUCGUGUAGAUGAAUCUCGUGGGACGCGGCUCAUUUUGAGUUGCUGCAC